Molecule: messenger RNA, 3099 nt
Organism: Guillardia theta CCMP2712
Lineage: Eukaryota; Cryptophyceae; Pyrenomonadales; Geminigeraceae
Exons: 1
Coding region: 1-3099 (1032 amino acids)
Source: RefSeq, a predicted model, not a curated record
AUGGGUGCAUUACGUUGCCUUGGUUUCAUCGUCGUCAUAACAAACUUGUUUGCACUCUCCCGAUCCCAAUUUCCCGUCCUUCCCAUUCCGGAAUUGCCUUUGACGCUUCGAAAUCUCACGCAGCAGGACGGAGCUGGUGCCUUUGCUGGGCUGGACACGAACUCGCCAUUCUUGUCUAACGCCGCCAUCGCUUCGCUCUUUGAUGCCGUUCAGAGACCUGCAGCUCCUGAGCCCAAUGUGAGGUCGACGAGGAGCGUCGCCGUGAGUUACUACGACACCGUCAACUUCGGAGGGCAUGUCUUGUCGGAGCUCCGAGACUCUCUCUCUUUCGAUUGGUUUCAAGCUCUGCCCGAGCCUUUCAGCUGGCGCUUCUCCCCGCAGGCCUUCAGCGUCAGAAUGCUCUCCAGGCUUGUCGUGCCCGCAGACGUCAGGAUCAAGUUCGUUGCGCGUGCCGGAGGUCCUGUCGCCGUGUACCUCAACGAGGAGAGCGGAAAGAGCAAGAUCGUGGUUGAUGGAUGGAACGUAGACAGCAGCACUUCGGCUCCCAUCCUGUUCGAUGGGAUAUCGGCCACUAGAAGAUUCAUUGGAGGCAAAUCAACACUUUUGAAAAGGGGGAUGCGAUACACGAUGAUUGUAAUUCACAGCACUGAAGAGUCGUUGAGCAUCGAGGAUAACAGAUUUCGUAUGCUUCAGGUAGCAAUGACGGGUGACAAUAGCAACGAGGUCAUUCCUAUACCCACAGGAUGGUUACAAAACUUGAUGACAAGUGGAUUUGGGGGGGGGGGCAUAUAUGCAUCAUUUUACGGUGCAGUGACAUCACGGGAGAGAGGACUUGAAACCUCUUCUUAUUCCACCAUCAUUCAACCAACGUUCUCGUCUCCAAACGUGCUGUGGUCCCCCGGGGCGAACAUGCAAGAGACUCUCUACAGCGCUCGCUUGUCUGCCAGUCUUGCCCCUCAAGAACGGGCGACUGUGAGACUUGUUGUAGUGUCAGCUCAAGACCGGAGUUAUCCCUACCUUCUUCCCCGCCUUUGGAUUAACCGGAGGGAGGUCAACCUAGAACAAGUCACUGACUCUUCCUUCUGUGCAAACAUCGAAUCUCCAGUCACAUGCUCCCGCGCUCGUGCCGUCAGCUCUGACAUUCUCUUCGAGCCUGGAGCUCCUUUGCAAGUGGACGUGGAGAUUUAUAAUCAGGUGGCGGAAGUUUACGACGUUGAGCUUCUGUUGCCCUUCUUUGUUCCUUUGCUACCUCCUGUUUCUCCAAACCCAGCAGGGGAUGUUUCUUCUCUCUCUUUCUCGGUCAACUCCUCCUCGUUGAAUCUCAAAGUGCGAUCGUCUAGUUACUUUGGGAUGAAGUAUGAGAACUCGAGCCUCUUUCGUUGCCUCUCGCAGAAAGCUUCAGUGCCCCUUGCUGCGCUUGAACAGUCCCGCUCUCAAUCCGCGGGAUGCGGGCCAUCGAAUCAAAACUUCUGGUUCUCGUCCAACAUCACGGACAGCAUUGUUCUGCUCGAACGAGGAGGCUGCUUUUUCUUGCAGAAGACUUUGGCGUCACAACAAGCUGGCGCGCUGGCAGUCAUCUUCUUCGAUCGCGACGACUAUCGGCAGCCGAUGAUCCUCCUCCCUCCAUCCUCAGGCUCCCCCCCCAUCUCCAUACCAGUCUUCACUAUGGCGAGACAGGAUGCUCUUGUCUUGCUGUCUGCUCUAUCAGUAGAUGGAGCUCAGCUGACUCAGGUAACUCCAAUCGACACUUCAGUCCCGUCACCUUUCCUCCUGCUGGCCAAGAAGGAUACCGAGGGUAAGUAUCUCCCAGCGCAGUUGAUUCCCACACACCUUCUCUCUCCAACAGGACUUGGCGGAUUCUUCUCGACAUUCUACUCGAUGAGGACGAAUUUCAAUCAGAGUAUGAUCCAACCCAUGAUGUCCUUUGAUUCAAGCUCGCCCGCCUCCAUUCAGACCGCGGGUUCCUCUUUCUUGACCGACAACCGCGUCUUUGCGGAGUUUGGAGCAUAUCUGCUCCCUCCUUCCUCUCAGGAAUACGAGUUUUCAUUCAACGGGGAUGGAUCCCUUGAGAUCUGGAUCGACAACAACCUGGUCAUAUGGAGGAAUGAUCGAUUCUCUCCACCGCAGACUUUGAAUGCACAAGUUUAUCUGGAGAAGGAUGUGCCGGUUGCGAUUGAAGUCAGGAUUUACUUCGCAGCCUUCGAGUCUAAACAGAAUCUCUUGGCGACCUUGAUGUGGAGAGCUGCUUCUUCCACGUGUGAAGGACCUUUGUGCUCCUUCAACUCCAUCCCUCAGCGCUUUCUCCUCCCAAUCCCCUGCAUCGCGGGAAGACAACUUGUGCAGUAUAACAAUGAUGCUCCUCAGCUGUUUUCGACUUCUUGUAUUUGCCCGUUGGACAGGCAGGUAGCAGGAGAACGUCACUGUGCAGAUAUCCGCAGCUCCUCCUGCCUCAUCUCGGUCUUCCACGAGCAACCUUGCGAGUCAAGCUUCGGGAGGAUGAGGUAUCUAGCGCAGCUCAACGGCACUCCUCCCUGCCUCAUUCUCCAGGCCGACGAGAUCCUUUGGCUCAACCUGUCUAUCGCCUGCAAGUUUGACGACUUUCCUCGUCCCGCUGGCGCUGCAGCCCCGACAGGCCGCGUGGAGGCAGAGCGGGACAAGUUCAGAUACCGCCUGUACAUGGACGACGGGAGCUUCGCCUCCAGCUACGAGCUGGGUAUGUACCUGCAAGUCACCGCGUUCGACUUCUACCACCUCGGAAACUUCUCCGACAUAGUGAAGGACUUCCUGAUCGAUGAGCGCGUGCUCUCGCAAGGCAAGCUCGUCCUCCAGCAGCACCUCCGCGACCACAACCUCGGCUCCGACUUCUUCGCGGGGGGUCGCCUCUACACUGAGGCUUCUCUCGGGCAGAGGCUGCCGACUCGCUCGCUGCGGCUGGCGAGAAAUAUUCCCGUCGUUGCUGACCUGUCGGUGGAGGCAAGAGACAUCAUCUUCUCUCGGCCGUGGAUCUCCUGGAGUACAGCUGGACUCAUUGCUGGGGUCCUCCUCUUCUGUAUCCUCUGCCUCUGGCGCUACCGAGCAGGUAAAAAGAUGAAGGUGUGA